UGGCCGCCGGCGACUCGGCGGUGGUGUUCCUGGAGACGAGCCUGGGAACCCGCUUCGCCGUCUCCUUCCCCUCCCGCGGCACCACCGUCGCCGACCUCAAGCGUGCGUGCCUCUCCGUCACCUCACCUCCCCCCUCCCCGAUUGCAACAUUGAUCUCCCCCCUUCCGUUCUUUCUCUGUAUAUAUCGUCUCCCAAUUUCCGCGGUUUGGCCGAACUCGAAUCGGAACCGCAACACCUCGAAUUGGACAGGCCUACUGAGCGCCCAGCAUUCCGCGUGUUUCCCCCGGACGGGGCCAAUCGCCGUCACGUCCUUGCAGGUUAAGAGAGAUGGUUUCUGUUACGUUCUCUCCGACCCUAUGGAUGUGUAAGCCGCAUUCCGUGGGGUCGAAGGAACCUGGCACCUCCGGGUCGAGGCCAACCAGCUUUCUCCUCGCCCGAUUACUCGCAGAGAUGCCAAGUUUGGUGCAGGCAACGCUGAACAAAGUGCCAGCCACCCCAUUGCUGAGAAAUCCACGCAGAACAUGUUGCCUGGGGUGCCUGUGCCUCAAGGAGGUGGCAAUCUUGCUUUAUAUGGCAGUGGUAACCCACCAACGAAUCAGGAAUUUCUCAAGCAUGCUGGUGGCAGCAGUGUCAGUCUGAAGAUGCAAGUACCAUGCAUCAACAAAGUGCAGGUCCUGAUUUAGUAGCAGGUGGCUCUCACACACCACCAACGAACCAUCUGGAUGGACCGCAGGAGUGUCCUCAGCAUGCCUCCGGCCAGUGUGAAGAUGUAGCAGCAUGUGGCAGUGAUACCACACCAAUGAGCCACCUGGAUAAACCUCUCGAAGGUCUUGAUCAUGUUUCCGGUCAGAACAUGUUGCCUCUUGGGGUGCCUCAAGGAGGUGGCAAUCUUGCUUUAUGUGGCAGUGGUAGCCCACCAACGAAUCAGGAAUUUCUCAAGCAUGCUGGUGGCAGCAGUCAGUCUGAAGAUGAAAAUACCAUGCAUCAAGAAAGUGCAGAUCUUGAUUUAGCAGCAGGUGGCUCUGACACACCACUGACGAAUCAUCAGGAUGGACCGCUGAAGUGUCCUCAGCAUGCCUCCGGUCAGUGUGAAGAUGAGGACACCAUGGACCAACAAGUUUCAGGUCGUGAUGUAGCAGCUUGUGAGAGUGAUAUCCCACCAAUGAGCCAGCUGGAUAAACCACUUGAAGGUCUUGAUCAUGUUUCCAGUCAGAGAAAAGAUAAAAAUAGCAUGCCUCGACAAAGUUUAGAUCCUGUUGUAGCAGGAUACGACAAUGGUCCUGUUGGGGUUCAACGAAAAGACAUAAUUAAGGAGACAGGAGGAAAGAAACGCUCUAGGGAGGAAGAUGAAAACGGUGAAAGCACUGUUGUAGAUCAUGAUGGCUGCCUCACCUCGCUUGCUACCUCCACACUUGCUGGGGGUAACGGAAGUGAGCAAGAAAAUUUGGGAUUGCUUUAUAAUCUUGAAGAUCAUUCACAUGGUUUGGGGGAAAUCUCUCUUUUGGCCAGAAGGAACCAUGGACACACAGGGUGUGCAAUGGUGAAAGCAGCAUCGGCGGAUCAGAUAUUGCAUCUUGUUUGGAGUCCAUAGAAAGAGAGAAUCCUUCAGACGAAGUGAAGGCACAUAGAAGUAAGGAGAAGGAACCACAGAGUGAAAGCAGCUGGAAAGGAACAGACUUUCUACAUGGUGUCGAGUCCAUGAAAGAAGACAGCAGGAGGCUGACUUCCAGUGUCCAUCAUUUCGACGAAGGGGAAUUCGAAGGGUCCCCAUCAGCUGUUAUCGCUGAACAUGAGGCAUGUUUCCUAAGAAGAAAACGGAGGGUUGCAGUGCGAAAAGUUCCUAUGAGUAUGGCAAGAAAGAUAUGUGCUUUCAGGUAAAUAUACUGUUUUCUUGAGACAUCAUGUACUCUUGCCCCGUUUCUUGCUCGCCGUUGAUUUCUUUGAGAUUCAGUUUCUUCUCUGACUACGUUGGUAGUGAGCUUAUCCUGCGAGACGUCAUUUAGGUGACGUUCGUGUCGCGGAUUCCUUUCUGGUUGAUCUUCAUCUUUGCCUUCUUGCGCAACAACAAGGGCGAAGAGUUUCCGUUCCAAAGAAUAGCUUCCUAAACUUGACGUGAUGAUCUCUAUGGAGCUGUCUUCUUCGUAGAUGGGCGACAGAGGGUUUCCCUCCUAGUACGGGAGGGUAUCGAGGUAGGCGAUGAGACGUGACUCGUCAUCCUUGGCAAGAGCGGGUAGUUUCGUAUUGGGUCAGUAGACGAAUCUGCCUUGUGAGUUGAUGUAAUCACCAUGCCCUGUUGUGAACCUGAUAAUGGAGUCUUCUCAUCCGGAUCCGAGUAGUAGUUGAGGUUCUCGAUCAAAUCCAAGUUGAAUUGUGAUCUGGACAUGGUAGCUUGGUAGAUAGCAUCCGAGUUUCGGAAUCCAAAUGGGAAUCGACUUGGGUUGUAGACCGCACGAUGGCUUAAGCACCAGUUCAUGGGAACCAGUCUGACUAGCGGGAGAAGUCGAGUUGAACUUGGACUCGUCCUCCCUGCCUCUAGAGAGGUUAGAAAUUGAAAAUUUGUCAAAUUUCUCGACGAGAUCCUCCAGAGCUUGGCGCUGAAGGUUGAUGGCGUGCUACUUCUUUUCCAGAGCUGGUGCAAUGUGGCGGUGGAAGUUUCCAGCGCCGUCCGCGACGCAAACCUAAGAGCCGAAGAUGAAUGUUACGCCUGCUUCGAACGCGACGGUAGGCUUGAUGAUGACUUGAGCCAUUCGAGUUCGCCGGUGAAUUCUCAGCGAGAUCCCCUACCUGGC
Molecule: messenger RNA, 2789 nt
Organism: Setaria italica (foxtail millet)
Lineage: Eukaryota; Viridiplantae; Streptophyta; Magnoliopsida; Poales; Poaceae
Exons: 2
Coding region: 653-1591 (312 amino acids)
Source: RefSeq, a predicted model, not a curated record